GUUCCUCGUUCGUUCAGAGGACUGCGAUCUUAUCUAACACGCCAUAAAGCAAACCGGGAUUGUCCAGCGCCGCUUGCAUCUCUCGGCCACUCGACUGCAACUGAGACACCUGCUGGCCGAUAACGAUAUUACACCUACUCCAAUUCACUGUAAUUGCCUUAUGACAAGUAAGAUCUGAAAAACUACAAAAAUGACUAGUAGCAUAAUUAUCCAGGAGUUCAAUAAUUAUUUUGCUUAUGUCAUGUAUGGUAUUCUGCAAGGCUUAUGUGAUUUUCCUUAUACAUCCCUCUAUUUGAUUCUAGGAAUUAGUCUUGUUUUUCAUAUUAUCUCAUUAAGAAAAUGGUUUAAUAACAGAGCCAAGAAUGAGACAUCUUUAGAAAUGAUACAGUCUUUACAGACUAGUAAUGAACAGCUAGUUGGAAAAAUCAACACUUUGGAGAGAGAUACCAUUAACUUGACACACAAAAUUCAGUCAAUGCCAGAGGAUAUUGAGACAUUAUCUGAAAGAAUUCAUGCUUCUGAAAUUAAUAAUCGGAAUGUGUUGAAAAUUUAUGAUAGAUUAAUGGAUAAGGUAUCUCUCCAGGAAGAUAAUAUGUAUGGCAUCAAAAUUAUGUUCACGGAUAAGAUGUUACCUUUACUGGACAAACUUCAUACCUUGGAAUCCUCAGUGAGGUCAUUAGAACAGAAAACUGGACAGGAGAUUCAGACUUUACGAAAGUCAGUAGAAAAACGAUUAGAAAAGAUUGAGGAAUUUAUCAAAACUGAUGAACAGGGACAGAACGUCCAAGGACAGGAUUUAGCCUCAUCAGUACACAUUCCCGAUCACUGUGAAAAACAUGUCUCACCAGGAAAAUUAAAUCCAGUGCCUACUGUGAAAAAUCAUACUCUUCUGGAUGAUGGAAUAGAGAUGGAGGAUGAAUCAAAAACUCUAGUAGGAAAUAGGAAACGUAUGUUUUGGCAGACUUCUAUAAAUGAUCAAAGACCAAAUCUAAGAGUGUGUAUAAAUGAUAUUGUAAUUGAGGGGAUGAUAGACACAGGUGCAGAUUUCAAUGCUGGGUCUCCACUAGGACUCUUUCUGGGCAUCCACUGUGCCCUGUGUUGUGGAGAGCUUGCCGCUUUGGGUCUGUGGGUCAGGUCCAGUCCUGUGCUCCAGCAAAUCAUAGAUGAGGUGAAUGUUGGGGCAGGCCAAGUCAUAACCCUGGGCAGAUAG
Messenger RNA from Arvicola amphibius (Eurasian water vole), 1210 nucleotides. RefSeq lists its product as uncharacterized. NCBI's taxonomy places the organism in Eukaryota, Metazoa, Chordata, Mammalia, Rodentia, Cricetidae. The coding region runs from base 191 to 1210 and encodes 339 amino acids. The record is from RefSeq and is a predicted model, not a curated record. The transcript has 3 exons.